CCGAUCUCUCCACACUCCUUUGCUAUCGUCUUGCUGUUCCCCUUGGCGCGACAUGUCGGUGGCCCUGGUGCUAGAUGCGACUGACGUAGCCAAUGCCUUCGCUACAAGUUACAUUGAGGCUGCCGCUAUGACAGCACUCAUAUACGAUCACUUGCUCACUCUCGCCGAAGAGAUCGAGCUCAUAUGGAAAUCGUCAUUCUCUCUUGUCAAAAUAUUGUUUCUCAUCAAUCGGUACUCAGUGCUGGGAGUGAUGCUCGUACAGACCUGGUCUAUGGCGGGCUAUGCGACUGGGUUAAAUGAUCACGUCUGUCGUAACCUUUUCUUUGCAGUCUCAACCUGGCAACUCAUUGCUGGGGGUGGAAUAUCGCCUUUCCUCCUGUUCCUCCGUGUCUGGUCCAUCUACGGCCGAACACGGACGGUACAAGUUGUCGUAGGCGGGCUGUGCGCCGCCAACUUCAUAGCGAUCCUCAUCAGUGCGACCCUCAACAUCUGGAUCCUGUUAGGGAAUAUAUACUAUGCUCCGCAGAUUAACCGGUGUGUCUGUACUCAACGCCCAGAAUAUGUGUGGGUUAUCUGGGUCACCCCGUUGAUAUACGAGACCGUUAUAUUUGGUAUGAUCGCAUACAAGACUUGGACACAUAUGCGGGAAGACAUCCAGACGCCCAUUAUCACCGCGCUGUGGCAAGAUGGUAUACUGUAUUUCACCGUCCUCGUCGCUGUGCGUUUGUAUACUAUUCUUGCAUGGAUUGUUGCGCCGCCCUCUCUGUUCUUUAUGGGAAUAUACCUCAUGCUCGCCACCAUAACAACCAUGGCGUCGCGAACGAUCCUCCACCUGCGCGCCGCCGCGCGCCAGCGGGACAGCGGAUACAUCACUCCUUCCUGGGUGGCAGAAGAGUCGGGCCUCCCGCCUAUGUCCGAGUGGCUUGGCCUCCGAGUGAUCACUUGGACGGACGGCAUCAACGUGGUCGACGGCGACGCCGUUGCACGCGGGGCAAUGAGCAUCCAGGCUGGCAACCUGGUGCAUUCGCGGUCGACGAGCACGCUGCGCAGAGACGUCGUCAGCGUGAGAAGGGAGACCGAAGUCGUGAGGGACUGAGCUCGACGUGCACCGCACCCAUCGGGCAAGGACGGGAGAUGCGCGCCACGCAUUCAUCGGCGGGCGUGGGGGGCACCCGGCGGCGACAGUCAAUUAUGAUCCUACCUUCUCGGAACUGAAUUUGGCGUUGCGGGGUACUGAUGGCUGUACAAGGAAAGUGAAGAAGCUUAACCAAUUCAUUCUUGCAUUCAUUGAGAGUUGCUAUGCCUCGCAUAACUUCGAUAAAACUAUCUGAAUACACAACGAUCCAAAC
This is a messenger RNA of Dacryopinax primogenitus, 1349 nucleotides long. RefSeq lists its product as uncharacterized. The record is from RefSeq and is a predicted model, not a curated record. The transcript has 12 exons. Lineage: Eukaryota; Fungi; Basidiomycota; Dacrymycetes; Dacrymycetales; Dacrymycetaceae. The coding region runs from base 53 to 1096 and encodes 347 amino acids.